This is a messenger RNA of Cylindrotheca closterium, 837 nucleotides long. NCBI's taxonomy places the organism in Eukaryota, Bacillariophyta, Bacillariophyceae, Bacillariales, Bacillariaceae. The record is from the annotation of a GenBank genome assembly.
AUGCUGAUACCUGGUUCUUAUUCUCUGAGGCAGUCGGCCGCUACUGCUAUGCUGUUGAGAUCCAGCAAUAAUUCCUGCUUUACUCAUCGAUCCUCCUCCGUUUCUACCUUGUUACCACUGCCAUCUGUCAGCUACUGCACACGGACUUCGACGACGACAGCCCUUCACUUGGCCUUUUCCACUAGCACCAGUACUGAUGGUUUGUCUUCUCUAGUCUCUUCGGUAUUCUCGGUCACCAAUUCGUAUCAAGAUACUACCAAGACACUUGGUAUUUUGGCUGCCUAUUCUCUGGUAGCCAAUCUCUUAUACCUUGCAAGACGAGCCAACCUUCGACAAAUGACCAUUCGAGAGCUCUGGAAGAUUCGGACGACACGAGAAGAGGGGGUGAGUCGGCCAUUGUUUGCAGGCAUGCUCAUGGCUUGGCAAAUGUUGGUCUUGGUCUUUCCCAUUGUGGAACCUUGUGUGAGAUUUGGAAGUUCCUUCCAGGAAUUAUUAUUUGGAAGCAAUACUAGAAACCCAAAACAGCCAUCAAAUCCCAAGAAUAGCAAUCGGCCGGGUUGGACCAUUUUCUUUUAUUCGUACCCAAAGGCUCAAGGUGGUGGCUACAUUUUGGAACCAUUGGCUUGCCAACAUUUGGGCUCCAAUCAGCGGGCCAGACAACAAAUUCGAUUUGACUGGCACAGUUUCAAGUACAACACUGGGCCUCUAGGGCGAGACGGCUUUCGACAUCCACCUACCAUUGAGAGGAAUUUGCCGCACAUUGAUAUUCCAAGGUAUCAAAUGAAGCAUUGGCCCUGGAGAAGGUGCUACAAGAUUCCAGACGAUGAAGAGGAUUGA